AUGGAUUCUGCUAGUGGUGGUUGUGAUGAAAGUUAUUCCACAGACAUUGGUGUAGAAGUCAGUGCUUGUGAUAUGGAAAUAUCACCUGGUAUGACUAAAUAUUGGCGUCCAAUUUGUGCCAACAGUUUGAAGCCUCAUGUUGGGCAACAGUUUGAUUCUUUGGAUAGUGCUUUUGGUUUUUUUAAACAAUAUGCUGGUUCUGUUGGUUUUGACUGUAGGCAGAGCACAACUCGAAAGGGUAGAGAUGGUGGUAUUGUGUUGAAGUAUGUUGUAUGUAGUCGUGAGGGGUUCAAGCAUAGACAUCGUAGUGAUGCGAAGAGGCGUAGGGUGUCCAGUAGGGUUGGGUGUAAGGCUAAGGUGGUUUUUAAAUUCAUACCUAAAGGUUGUUAUUCUGUGCAUUUUUUUGAGGAACGGCAUACCCAUUCGAUGUGUUCAUCUAUUGCUAAGCAAUUUUUAAAGGUCAAUCGCAAUCUUGAUGUUGGCCAUCAAAUUUUUGUUGCAAGUUGUGUUCGGGCAAACAUUGGCCCUACUCGGUCGUAUAGGUUAUUUAAGGAGAUUGUUGGUGAUUAUUCUAAUGUGGGGGCUACAAGUGUGGACUUUCAAAAUUUCAAACGUGAUUUAAUGGCGUACAUUUUGAAUGGUGAUGCUCAAUUGUUCAUAGAUACUCUAUUUAAAAGGCGUGAAUUGUGCGAAGCAUUUGGGUAUAAUAUGGUUUUUGUCCCAUUUACUGGCAUUGAUAAUCAUAAGAGAUGCAUCACCUUUGGUGCUGGGCUACUUACGAAGGAAGACAUAGACUCAUACGUGUGGCUUUUGGAGAGUUUUAAGAAAAUUAUGGGUCAUGAUCCUAUUUGCGUUGUUACAGAUCAAGAUCCAGCUGUGAAGGUUGCCGUUGCUCAAGUGUUUGGUGCGUCAAAACAUAGAUUUUGUAUGUGGCAUAUAAUGUGUAAGGUGGGAGAGAAGGUUGGACCGAUUUUGUCUAAAGACGAGGUGUUUAGGAUGAAGUUGAAUUGCAUCGUUUGGGAUAAUUCAAUUGAUCCCGAGGCCUUUGAGUUGCGAUGGAAUCAGAUUAUGGAGGAAUAUGGGACCACAUCUAGAUCGGAGUCUCAAAACAGUUUCUUUGGUAGCUUCUCUAAUGGACAUUCUAGCUUGGUUGAAUUUUUGGUGCAUUAUGAUAGUGCUAUUGGUGCACAGCGGCAUGCCCAAGCAAAACUAAAUUCUGAUUGUGAAGCUUGUUUUCCCGUGUUGAAGACACCAUUGGCGUUGGAGCGGCAUGCCAUGGGUGUUUACACAAUUUCUGUGUUUUAUGAUGUUCAAGAGAAGAUUUGUGCAUCUUGUUUUUCUUGUCAAGUGGUAUCUUUGAGUGAUUCUGAUGGCAGCGUGUCUUACAUGAUAAAAGAUGGUGACCAUCGAGCAUGGGCUGUCAAUUUAGUUUUGGAUGAUAAUUAUGCAAGGUGUUCUUGCAAGAUGUUUGAGAGGAUGAGUUUGUUGUGUAAGCAUAUCUUUUUUGUUUUUAAAGAUCGUGGUCUUGAGAGUAUUCCUUCUAGGUAUUUGGUGCAUCGGUGGACAAAGGGUGCAUGUUUGCACCCAAUAUUUGAUAUUGAUGGUAUAGUUGUUGAUCAAUCUGCGAAAGUGGAGAACGUUAGGCUGCUUACUAAUCUUAUGUGCUUGAGUGUUGUGUUUUAG
Messenger RNA from Ipomoea triloba (trilobed morning glory), 1683 nucleotides. Its product is annotated as protein FAR1-RELATED SEQUENCE 5-like. Lineage: Eukaryota; Viridiplantae; Streptophyta; Magnoliopsida; Solanales; Convolvulaceae. The record is from RefSeq and is a predicted model, not a curated record. Gene Ontology annotation, biological process: regulation of DNA-templated transcription. Bases 1 to 1683 code for a protein of 560 amino acids. The transcript has 4 exons. Gene Ontology annotation, molecular function: zinc ion binding.